AUGAAAAAAGCCGAUAAAGGUAUCUUUAUCGGCUACUCAUUAACUAGUAAAUCCUUUAGAAUCUUCAAUAAAAGAACCUUACUAGUCGAAGAAUCAAUGCAUGUAACUUUUGAUAAAACUAACCUAGUGAAAGAGGACAACAUUAUUUCCUAUGACGAUGAUGAUUUUGAAAGUAAUGAGACAAGCAAGGAACAUCAACCUGAUCAACCAAGUCAAGAAAGUGAAGAUGAGGGAGGCCAGGCUGGUCAGGAUGAGGGUGGUCAGGAUGAGGGAGGCCAGGCUGGUCAGGAUGAGGGAGGUCAGGACGAGGGAGGCCAGGCUGGUCAGGAUGAGGGAGGCCAGGCUGGUCAGGAUGAGGGAGGCCAGGCUGGUCAGGAUGAGGGAGGCCAGGCUGGUCAGGAUGAGGGAGGCCAGGCUGGUCAGGAUGAGGGAGGCCAGGCUGGUCAGGAUGAGGGAGGCCAGGCUGGUGGAGGUCUGGGUGGUGAGGAUGAGGGAGGCCAGGGUGGUCAUGGUCAGGAUGAGGGAGGCCAGGGUGGUCAGGAUGAAGGUGGUCAGGAUGAGGGUGGUCAGGAUGAGGGAGGCCAGUCCAAAGAAAGAAGAAGGAUAAGGAGAUCAGUAGUUCCUUCUCCACCUCAAGCUCCUUCUCCACCUCAAGAUACUUCUCGCCCUCAAGAUUCUUCUCCCCCUCAAGAUCCUUCUCCUCCACCUCAAGUUCCUUCUCCAUAUUUCCACCCAAGAAGAAGAAGAAGGAUAAGGAGAUCAGUAGUUGCUUCUCCACCUCAAGCUCCUUCUCCACCUCAAGCUCGUUCUCCACUUCAAGCUCCUUCUCCACCUCAAGCUCAUUCUCUACCUCAAGCUCCUUCUCCACCUCAAGAUACUCCUCCCCCUCAAGAUCCUUCUUCACCUCAAUAUCCUUCUCCUCCACCUCAUAGAGUUGAAGUUUGUCCUCCUCCACCUAAUACUGAAGCUGCUGGAAAUCGUGAAAGGACUACUUGGAUUGUACAUGUGAUUCUCCAUGGCAUUGAAGAGUAUAUUGUUCUUAAUUUGACUGAUCGCAAAGUUGCAUUUGCCUGA
Molecule: messenger RNA, 1074 nt
Organism: Cicer arietinum (chickpea)
Lineage: Eukaryota; Viridiplantae; Streptophyta; Magnoliopsida; Fabales; Fabaceae
Source: RefSeq, a predicted model, not a curated record